Messenger RNA from Stegostoma tigrinum, 3619 nucleotides. Its product is annotated as fer3-like protein. The record is from RefSeq and is a predicted model, not a curated record. Gene Ontology annotation, molecular function: protein dimerization activity; DNA-binding transcription factor activity, RNA polymerase II-specific; RNA polymerase II transcription regulatory region sequence-specific DNA binding. The transcript is spliced from 2 exons. The coding region runs from base 180 to 794 and encodes 204 amino acids. NCBI's taxonomy places the organism in Eukaryota, Metazoa, Chordata, Chondrichthyes, Orectolobiformes, Stegostomatidae. Gene Ontology annotation, biological process: developmental process; regulation of transcription by RNA polymerase II.
GGUCAUUGGGAGAGCGCCCAUGUGCAUCUCCUCGUCGGCUCCUUCUCUGAGAUGGGCACAACAAGGAGGAAGGUGCCCCGCGGCGCAAGAAGCGACUAUUUAACCCGGGGCUCGGUGAUGCUGCUCAGCACAGUAAGUGUGCAUCCUCCUCGGACCCAGCUCACCAGGCAGGCCGGGCCAUGGAGGAUUGCUUUCUGGAUUUCGACCACAAUGCGGCUGGGGAGCUGGCUUUCUGGGGUCAGUUGGACUCACAUGCUCAGCUCCAGAGCCAGUGGGACGGCCUGAAUUUGGAAUGCCCUCCCGUCAGUGACCAGCUGUCUCCAUGGUCGUCCUACUCGUGCCAGUCCGCCUUCCCCGAGGCGCAGUUUGCCUUGCUGGACCUGGACCUGCAGUCUUUGCAAAUCGAGGGCAGUGCUGGAGAGGACAGCUCCUGCCCUGAGGAGCCGCACUCUCGGAAACGCCGCCAACGCCGGCUCAUCCCUGCUCACCCUUACAAAGCGCAGAGGUACGCGGCCAAUAUUCGGGAGAGGAAACGGAUGCUGAGCAUCAACUCCGCCUUCGAAGAGCUUCGGUGUCACGUCCCGACCUUCCCGUACGAGAAACGCCUGUCCAAGAUCGACACCCUGCGGCUGGCUAUCGCCUACAUCGCUCUCCUCCGUGAAAUCCUGGUGUCCGGCUGUGAGCCUAAGGCUUAUCUGGAGCAAUGCCUGCAAAGCGGCUAUCAGAGCAAGAACGAUGCAAUCUGGAACACUAGCGAUCUAACAGCCCGUCUUUCUUGGAUAAAGUGGGAUUAGUGCUAUUUGGGGCUUCCCCAGCAUCCUGCGGUGACAUCACGCCCGGGGACCAGAUGCUGCUUCCCAGCGCUGUGGGCGCCACUGCGCCUGCGCGGCUUAGCCCAUUAAAGAGAGGCCGAAACUCCAGAACGUCUCACAAUGGACGUAGCAGAGCUUCCAGUCUGUCUUAAAUCUCUCUCUCUGUAUCUCUAUCCAAGCUGUGAUUAACAUUACGAUCAAUUUAGUUUCAAGCAGACUUUAAUUUGCAUUGGCAACGCUGACAGCUAAAUAAUGCUUUAAUCGAAGAUUUUGAUUUUGCAAUUUAAUAUUGAAGGUCCGCCUCGUAGCAAACUCCUCACUCUAGCAUGCCCAAAGCCCACUACACUGAAAUUGCCUAUUUGCAAAUAGGUGAGGUUGGGGAUGUGAGGGUAAAGAUGGUGAAAGGAAAAGGCGCAAAAUCCCAGCUUUUACUUUAUCACACUGGACUGGAUAUUUUUUUUAAAAAUACCGAAAGUACUGCGGAUGCUGUAAAUCAGAAACAUAAACAGAAAUUGCUGGAAAAGCUCAGUAGGUCUGGCAGCAUCUGUGAAGGCAAAUCAGAGUUAACGUCUCAGGUCCGGUGACGCUUUCUCAAAACUUGAGUCCACCCGAGCCGAAACGUUAAGUCUGAGUUUUCUUCUUCGCAGAUGCUGCCAGACCUGCUGAGCUUUUCCAGCAACUUUGUUUUUGGACUGGAUAUUUGCCUGCACAUCAAAUAAAAGUACUUUAUAAAUAUUCCAGACUUCGCCUGUAAAAGGAAACUGGGUCGAGGUUUUAUAUUCGUUUGGUGUUUACUUUCGGUCCAUCCUUCUGUGGUAUGCUUAGUUGUUUUUGUUUUUAUUUCCUGUCUCACGUAUGUCCUGUUUCUGUGCUGUCUCCACGGCUACAUUGAUUUUAUCCUUUUUUUUGUUGUUCUGUAUUUCGCCGCUUGUGCCACAGCUUAAGAGAACGUUAAAAGGGGGGUUUUAAUCUGAAGAGCAGGGUCAUUGUUGGCAAAACACAACUUUCACGGAACCGUCAGCUCCUGGAAAUAACAGUAAUCGAAAACCAGAUAUAAGUCCGGCCCCGGGAUGAAUGUAUCGAGCAACUGUAUAUAUUAGAGUCAUGUAUUUAAUAAUCGUUUCAAAUAAAAUUGUAUCUCUUUUUUUUAAAGAAAGUUUUGAUAAAUUAACAAAAACGGCAGAAGAUCAUUAAAACACGUUGAGGUCACGACUAAAUGAGGUCAAAGAAAAUCAACGUGAAUUCUAAACCAGAAACAGAAAUUGCUGGGAAAUGUCAGCAGGUCUGGCUGUAUCUGUGGAGAGAAAUCAGAGUUAACGUUUCGGGUCCAGUGACCCUUCAUCGGAACUGGAGGAAUUCUGUGAAAGAGAAUUCUGUCUCCCUCAAAGCUCAGGCAGGACGAAUUGUAACCGCCGAGAAGCUAUAUUGAGGAAAGACGUAGCGGAAAAAGAUUGGUCUGUUUUAAACAAUUUAUCUGUACUGCCGACCGGUUCUAAAGUUCCGAUGUUACAGGAUUUUAAAUUCACAUACCGGAGGAUUCGUUCGGCCUCUCCAGCAGUGCCUCACUGAAGAACACUUGCUGUUCAUUCAGACCAGAGACAUUUAUUGGAGCCCUGUUCCCCCUUUAUGGACGCUGCCUGUCCCGUUGAACAUUGCCUGCGCUCGCUGUUUUACUAGUCUAUCAACCCUCACGCAGAGACCUGCGGCGGCGUGUGUGGGAAAGAUAGGACGUAGGAGAGUACAGCACGUUACAGGCCCUUCGGCCCACGAUGUUGUGCCGAACUUUUACCCUAAACCUAAGGUCUGUCUAACCGCCACCCCUCCCUUAUACUAUCAUCCAUAUGCCUAUCUAAUAGCCGCUAAAAUGCCCCUAAUGAGGUUGACUCACUCCCCUCUCCGGAAAUGCAUUCCACGCCCUUACCACUCACUGUGUAAAGAACCUACCUCUGAUGUCUCCCCUAUAUCGACCUCCACUCACUUUAAAACUAUGCCCCCUCGUAAUAGUACCUCCACGCUAGGAAAAAGAUCUUAUGGAGCAGUCGAUCGUUAAAUGGGGAUUCUGCAGAUCUUGCAGGAAAACACAAUCUCAAUUUUUAAAAAAAGAAAUAAACCACCCAGCCUUAGAGACGGUGCAGAGAAACAUGUCGCUCAUUUCUCCAGGAGGUUUUAGACUGCAUCCCUAUUCUGGGGAUAGGUACAUAGGGCUGGGGAGGGGGAUGUAGGGAGUGUCCGUACUACCGCAGUUGCAACAUGUAAAGUAACAAGAACAUCAGUGUGAACAUGAGAAGCACCCCUGUGCACAGGUCGCUAAGGUCUGCUGGCUCCGGGUCUGUCAGCUCAAGUCUAUUAGAAAGGGUUUUGUGCCCAGUCAGGACAGAAGACAGAGGGCACACAAAAACCUCCCACUUCGCGUUUUGCGCUUGCAAUCUGCUUUCGAUUGAAACGAAAAUUGAAUUGCUUGGUGCGUAAAUGAUUAGAAAGUCAACAAAUUGAUAAACAGAAACGAUUUUCCAACGGGCCAAACGAAAGUAAAAUGGUGCCAAGAGGAAAAAUACUAAUUAACGCGGCGGAACCUUGUGGAAUUCGAAUGCGCAAGACAGGGUAACUGAGCCCGAGCCAAUUAAUUGGCCAGUUCGGUUCCCGAAUACUAAACGCUUCAGUCGGCUGCACACACUUGCUCUUUGUCACGUUCUCUUGUAUGUCAGUGUCCGACUGUGUGUGUGUUUUGCGGGGAGUGUGGAUGAUCGGCUGCCUGUGGAUGUGACUGCUUGAGGGCGUAUGCGAUAGCGUAUGGAGGUGUUUGAUGA